UAGUCUAAUGGUCUCUAUGUCGAGCCUCAAAUCUCUUUAGAACAAAAUGAGUGUAUGAAUUUCUUCUACUUCUGUCUCAACCUCUCAAACCCAUCAUAGACUCGCUCUCUUCUAAUUUCUCUCUAAAGAACCAUUAUGGGAAAGAAGAUUGUAAUAGUAGUGUUAUUGUUGGUAAUACCCUUGUUGAUGGCUGUGUCUUUAAGCAGCAACUUCAUAGAUGAAUCUGCUCUUAUAGCCAUCAAAUCUCAUAUCACUUCCGACUCCAAUAACAUCAUAGCAAGCAACUGGUCAGAAGGAACCUCCUUUUGCAGUUGGGUCGGCGUCUCUUGCAGCACUAGGCGCCAAAGAGUGACGGCCUUGAAUCUUCCAAACAUGGGUUUUGGAGGUACCAUUCCCAAAGAAAUUGGCAACCUCUCAUUCCUUAAUUUUCUCAACAUCAGUAUUAACAAAUUCCAUGGCAAUCUCCCUCGUGAAUUGGGCCAUUUGCGUCGGCUGAAAUCAUUAGAUUUGAGUUCCAAUGAGAUCUCUGGGGACUUGCCUACAAGUUUGGGGUUCUUAAUCAAGCUACAAGUCCUGAGUCUGUAUGACAAUCAUCUCAAGGGAUCUAUUCCCCGAGAGAUAGGUUUUCUUCAUAGUUUACAGAGACUAGACAUCAGCAACAAUUUUAUCUCAGGAUUCAUUCCUUCCACCAUAUUCAAUAUCUCCUCCUUGCGGGAGAUUUUGCUGAAUAAUAACAGCCUAUAUGGGACCCUACCAUUGGAAAUGUGCAACAAUCGUCUAAAGCUGCAAGUGUUGGAUCUUUCAAGGAAUCAGUUAAGUGGUCAACUGCCAACCAGCUUACACAAAUGUACCCAACUUCAAGCUCAAUGGAUAUCAUUCAAUGAAUUCACAGGGAGCAUACCUAUGGGGAUCGGCAACUUAACCAAGCUCAAAGUGUUAGCACUCGCCAGAAAUAAGAUGACAGGUAAGAUUCCACCUUCGGUUGUUAAUAUGUCCAACUUAGAGGUCUUCGACAUUGGUGAAAACAAUAUCCACGGCAGUAUUCCUCAGGAAUUGGGACAACUAUUGAAUUUGAAUUUUUUAUCCACGGGAAUUAACAACCUCGGUGGUGCACCACCACACUCAAUUUUCAACAUCUCUACAUUGGAAACCCUUUUACUUCCUGCGAAUCAGUUUUUUGGGAAUCUUCCGUCAACUAUAGGCCUUUGGCUUCCAAAUCUAAAGCUUUUUUCCCUUGCUAGGAACCAAUUCAGUGGACCAAUUCCUUGCUCUAUCUCAAAUGCCUCAAAACUAACUAGAAUCUCUCUAAGGGAAAACUUUUUCAACGGUAGUGUACCCAUGACUCUUGGGAAUUUACAGCACCUCGAAUAUCUCAGCCUUCUAGUUAAUAACUUGACCAAUGAUCAGUCUGGCCCUGAAAUAGAUUUUCUUUCUUCAUUGACCAAUUGCAAGCUUUUGAAGCUUCUAGCUAUAGGAGGUAAUCCCCUGAAUGGCAUUCUUCCAAAGUUAUGGGGAAAUUUGUCCAUUUCACUCCAACAAUUUUAUGCAACUUCUAGUGGCAUCAGAGGCAUGAUUCCUAGUGCAAUUGGUAAUUUGAGCAACUUAGUGUUAUUGGGGUUGGGAGGUAAUGACUUGACAGGAUCAAUUCCUAAUACACUCGGGCAGCUAAGCAAAAUUCAACGUUUGGAAAUAUUUGAAAAUGUAAUUCAGGGGUUGAUACCCAACUCUUUUUGCAAUUUGACAAACAUAUUUGAGUUGAAUUUGCGAAGAAAUAAGCUUUCUGGCCCAAUUCCAAACUGUUUAGGACUAGUAACUUCAUUACGAAUCCUCUCUUUAGGCUCCAAUGUACUGACUUCAAAAAUUCCACCAACUUUGUGGAGCCUGGAGGAUGUCAUUACUCUGGACUUAUCCUCCAAUAUUCUAACCGGCUCUCUACCUCCAGAAAUUGGCAAUUUGAAACACAUUAGCGAGUUGUAUCUGUCAGAAAAUCAGUUCCCAGGUGAACUUCCAAGCACCAUUGGUCAACUCCAGAGCUUGGAAUCCUUAGAUCUAUGUCAGAAUAGAUUACAAGGCCCCAUACCCUUGUCAUUUUCUAAUUUGAUAAGCUUGAAAUCCUUGAACCUCUCUCGGAAUAAUCUUUCUGGUGUGAUCCCCAAGUCGUUGGAGAAACUUUCAGAUCUUAAAUAUUUCAAUGUUUCUUUCAAUAGACUAACCGGAGAAAUCCCCACUAGAGGACCUUUUGCCAACUUCACCCCCGAGUCUUUCAGCCAAAAUGAUGCAUUGUGCGGAGCACCUCAGUUCCAUGUCAAAGCAUGUAAAAGUCACAGAAAAUCAGGGAAGAUUCAGAUUGUCCUAAAAUUCAUUGUACCAUCGGUUGUUGCAUUAGUGGUAGUUGGAGUAGCUCUUUUAAUUUGGUGGCUAAAAUUCAACCGAAACAAAAAUAAGCAAAUUCCGAUUCAAGUUGAUCCACCAAUUAGCAUAACACAAAGAAGAAUUUCAUAUCAUGAGAUUCUUUAUGCAACAAACCAUUUUAGUGAAGGCAAUUUGAUUGGGAAGGGAAGCAUUGGCACAGUAUACAAAGGGACAUUCUCUGAUGGAAUGAUAGCUGCUGUAAAGGUCUUUGAUUUGGAGUUGCAAAGAGCAUUCACUAGUUUUGAUGCAGAGUGCGAAGUAAUUCGCAACAUUCGCCACCGAAAUCUUGUCAAGAUAAUCACCAGUUGCUCGAACCUCGAUUUCAAAGCCUUGGUGCUUGAAUACAUGUCUAACGGGAACCUUGAGAACUGCCUUUAUUCUCACAACUACUUUUUGAAUAUUGUCGAAAGAUUAGGCAUUAUGAUAGAUGUGGCAUCUGCCUUGGAGUAUCUGCAUCGUGGUUCUUCAACCUCUGUUGUGCAUUGUGACCUAAAGCCAAGCAACAUCCUAUUAGAUGAAGACAUGGUCGCGCAUGUAGCUGACUUCGGCAUAGCAAAGCUCUUGGCAGAGAACAAGUCAACACACACAAAGACCUUGGGCACCAUUGGGUAUAUGGCACCAGAGUAUGGGUCAGCCGGAAUAGUUUCUGUUGCUGGUGAUGUAUAUAGUUAUGGAAUCCUGCUAUUGGAAACAUUUACAAGAAAGAAACCGACCGAUGAUCUAUUCGUGGGAGAAGUGAGCUUGAAGAGUUGGGUAUCUGAGUCUUUUCCAAGUGCAGUGAUGGAUGUUGUGGAUGUUAAUUUGGUGAGUGGAGAGGAAGAAAAUUUUACUGCCAUACAAAAUUUUUUGCCAUCUAUCUUCAAAUUGGCUCUAGAAUGCACAUCAGAGUUACCUGAGGAGAGGAUUAACAUGGAAGAUGCCCUAGUUAGGCUCCAGAAGUUCAAAACCAUAGUUCUUGAAAAUUUAAUGAGGCCUUGAAUCAAGUGUCUGCAAGUAGUUCUGAUUUCUUCUUUAAUUAUGAGUUGGGGAAAGUAAUGGCUUAUAGUAGAAUAUAUCACGUGGUCAUCCAUGAUCGAUGUCACUUAAUAAAUUUUUUUUUUUUUUUUUUUCCAAGCGAUUAACGUAAUAGUUUAUGAAUAAUUGUUUUGCAAUAUCUUAGAAAUUUUUAGCUUGUUCUACUUGCAUCCAUCUAACUAUUUUCUUUCAUAUAGAACAUAUAAUUUUUUUUUUUUUUUUUUUUUUUUCUCGUUUAGCCACCAAAUUUGAAUCAGAAUCUUAACUCAUCACAUAAAAUGUUGUGAGAGUUGUUAAUUCUAGUAUUAAAAUCAGCCUUUAAUUGACAUGUAAAGAAGAAAAUAUUGGGUAUCCAGUCAUGCUACACCAUUGGUAACGCCCACUCGAUA
Cornus florida is the source of this 3815-nucleotide messenger RNA. Its product is annotated as LRR receptor-like serine/threonine-protein kinase EFR. The coding region runs from base 136 to 3390 and encodes 1084 amino acids. Lineage: Eukaryota; Viridiplantae; Streptophyta; Magnoliopsida; Cornales; Cornaceae. The transcript has 2 exons. Gene Ontology annotation, biological process: protein phosphorylation. Gene Ontology annotation, molecular function: receptor serine/threonine kinase binding; protein kinase activity; ATP binding. The record is from RefSeq and is a predicted model, not a curated record.